Molecule: messenger RNA, 934 nt
Organism: Helobdella robusta
Lineage: Eukaryota; Metazoa; Annelida; Clitellata; Rhynchobdellida; Glossiphoniidae
Exons: 5
Coding region: 80-883 (267 amino acids)
Biological process (GO): translation
Cellular component (GO): mitochondrial large ribosomal subunit
Molecular function (GO): structural constituent of ribosome
Source: RefSeq, a predicted model, not a curated record
UUUAAAAAUAUUUGAAGUCGCUUUUUUUCAAAUCAUUUAUUUUACGAUUCCAACCGAGCCGCUGAUUUCAAAGGUAGGAAUGGGUAGUUUCAUGAUUUGUGAGAAAGCUCAUUUUUUAACGAAUGUCCAUAGCUGUGUCCGUUGGCGUUGUGAUCUCUUUUUUAGCAACAUUUUAAGCUUAAAAACUUGCCAACUCAAUCAAUGUCGAUACAAAUUUCGGGGUAGCAAACCCAGGCCUAGUAUUUUGGAGAGGAGGGUGAUGGAAGAGAUCACAAAGCCAUUCUACCCAGAACAACUUACUGAAGACUUGUCAUUGACAUGUUCCAUCAUCAAAUACAGAAAACAGGAAACUUUUGGGAAUAGGGCUCUCAGUAUUAAAGACAACAAGUAUGAACAGUUUUUAAAGAAAGAAGCCCAUAAAAUAUUGUCAAACAGUUUUCUCGUUGCACUAUGUCAGCUAGACAGCUUUGAUAUCAGACGACUGACCGUCAUUAAUAAUUUAUUUCUAGAUAAUUCCCUGCACCUUGUUGUAUUUCCUGAAAAUAUCAUGAGAAAAUGUUUGAUGGAGACAAAAUACAAAAACCUAAGUGACCUGAUGACUUUACACACAGCUCUGAUUGUUUCAACGGAGGAUAACGUGCCCAAGAUGAUAAGAACAUUCAAGAAAUUACCCGACGUACACUUGCUAGGAGGAGCUGUCGGCGAAACACUGCUGACUAAACAAGGCAUGAUCAAUUAUGCAAACCUGCCAUCUAGCGAACAUCUGCUGGGGACACUAAUUUCAAAUAUCAACUCGCCUAUUAGGACCACAUGCUCUUUAUUGUCUAGCCAUCAAAGACGUUUAUCAAAUCUCUUUUAUAAUAUCCUGCAAACUAAAUCUUAAUAACUAAACGAAUGAAUGGAUGGAGGCUAGAUAGAUAAUGGAUGUCAGAUA